UUAAUAAAUUUUUAUUGUUCUAUAAUAAUAUAUAAUGACAGUUUUAAGUACUUUUUAUGUAUUACAAAAUUACACUCUAUGCAACCCUGUUGAGUCCAGUCGUUCUCCAAAACUAAUUGGAGUUGCAUUAUAAGUUUGAGAAUCUUUGAGCGCUUCGGUUGUGAGAUGUGAGUGAAUUUUCCGGAAAAAUAAAAGUACAAACAAAAUAUUUGGGUCUGCAAAAUUUUCAAGUAAAAGUAAUCAAAAUUUGUGAGGCCGGUGGAAAUUUGAAUGUGAGUUUUUAUUUAAACUGCUAAGGAACAUGUUCAAGUGAAUAUUCUGGAAACACAUACGCGCUUCGAACUAAAAUGAUAAAAAGCCAGCGGGCGUAAAUAAAAACGAAAAAGAAUAUACGAAUGACUUGUACGUGUAGUUUCAAAAAAUUCCAUUUGCAUAAUUUUUCAUUGUUUAUAUGAAAUGAUGGCUUAAAUUUUCAGUAGGGAAAUGAAAUCUGCGACAACAAAUAGAGUAAAAAAUAAUUAAAGACAACAGAAAGAGUUAAUUAUUGUGAAUUACAAUAAAAUUUAAUCAACUUAAUUGCAAGCAAGAAAAUAUCUAUUUCUCUCGAAAGAAGUGAUUGUGUGAUAUCCAAACAAAGAAAAACUAGCUACAUCAUAAAGAGACUCCGCAAAGAAAAAAAAAGGCGAAGAGAACAAAAAAUUAAUUAGAACGAAAAAUCGCCGGUUAACAGUUCGUUUACGCAUUUAGUUUCCUCGUAAUUGAAUUGAGGAUACGUUAAAAACGAUAAACUAAAUAUUACUCAUAAACAAUUGCUUUUUUUUGAUAACAUACUAAAGCUUUAUACAAAUUCUUCGUGCAUGCUUCCGGAAUUGUUGCUUCGCCUACAUUUAUUCCUUGAUGACUUACUGAAAUCAAAAAACGAACUAAUACAGAUUGUCACCGAUUUUACAUUAUUCUCCUUCGAUCAUCUACACCUGAUAAAACUCAUAGCUAAAAUGUCGACGGCAUUUCUUACCGCCAUAGCGGUCAUAAUGUGCAUCCUGUUUCGAAUACUAAACGUUAACAGUCAGCCGCUUAAACCAAGCGUUUGGUGUUUGGAUCAACAGUUUCUGGAUUGUAUCUAUAAAAUUGCACCAGUACUAAGAGAACCUUAUGUUCCCACGCGUUUAUGGGGUUUCAGUGGUCACGUACAAACGGUGUUGCAUAGCAUAGUGGGCCGUGUGAAAUGUCCUUGGCCAUUGGGCGAGCGAGUAUAUCUGUUGCUACACGAUGGCUCUACACUCACCUACGAUCUCUAUCAACCGAUAAAUGAAGCUGAAGAUGAUGUCACCAUCGCUAUUUGUCCUGGUAUUGGCAAUACCUCGGAGAGUGUGUAUAUACGCACAUUCGUACACUAUUCACAAAUGCAUGGCUACAGAUGUGCCGUACUCAACCACAUCGGUGCAUUGAAUAGUGUACAAGUGACAUCGACCCGCAUCUUCAGUUAUGGUCACACGGAUGACUUUUCCGAAAUGGUUAACAAUUUACAUAAGAAAUACCCAAAUAGCCGUAUUGUGGCUGUCGGUUUCAGUUUAGGUGGCAAUCUUGUGACUAAAUAUAUGGGAGAAUUAGCAAAGUCAAAACCGAACACCAUACUUGGUGGCAUAUCAAUUUGUCAGGGGUACAAUGCAGAGGAAGGUACGAAGUGGCUUUUGAAUUGGCAAAAUUUCCGCCGCUUCUAUCUGUAUGUGAUGACAGAAAAUGUGAAGAGUAUUAUACUCAAGCAUCGUCAUGUCUUGCUGUCGGACGAAGUGAAAGCACGUCACAAUCUAAACGAACGUGAGAUUAUCGCUGCCGCCACACUGCCGGAAUUAGAUGAGGCUUAUACACGUCGUGUGCACAAUUUCUCCACUACACAGGAGCUAUAUAAGUGGAGUUCAUCGCUGCACUUUUUGGACAACAUUGACAAGCCAAUGAUUUUCAUUAAUGCUAAAGAUGAUCCACUAGUGCCGGAGGAGCUGUUGCCACCCAUUAAAGAAUUCGCAUCGUCCCGCCCCAAUGUAGCAUACAUUGAAUUGGCUCAUGGUGGACAUUUGGGAUUCUAUGAAGGCGGUUUAAUUUACCCUAACCCAGUUACAUGGCUGGAUCGCACUGUGGUGGCCAUGGUUGGCUCCAUAGUAAUGCUACAUAUGGAUGCUGUGUCUGGUGCACAAAAAAUUGGUUAUGAAUAGGUGAAACAACAAGUUUCACACACACACACACAAACACACAAAAACAAGUGGAAAUCGCACUUAAAUUAAUAUAAAUAUAUACAUAAUGCGAAUGAGGAAAUGUCACAAAACAACUAACUUCUCUAAGCAUAUACAUACAUAUGUACGUAGGAAAAAUGCACAAGCCAUGGACAUUUUCUUUGAUAAAUUUGUAAAAUUGUAAUGUUUACUUUUGUUGAAUUUUUAAUUCGUAUUUGUUCAUGCAAACAUAAAUUCGCAUUCGCAAAGAAAAAAUGAAAAAUAAUAAAACAAUUUGUUGUUUUCUGCAUUUGUUGUUUUUAUAAAAAAUUAAGUGAACUUAACUGUAUUAAAAAAUUAUUCAAACGUUUUGAAUAAAAAAUUCCAUUUUUCCUAAAUAUAUUUUUAGGUUAAAUUAUGCAUUUGCCAAGCAGUUAUUUAUGUAAUUUUAUAUGUGUGUGUAAAUUGUUUACAAAGCUAUACGUACUCUUCUUUAUAGUAAAUGCCCAUUUAGCCAUAGCAUUUUUAAUUUUUAUUUUUAAAGCAACUUAUGUAUAUAGCUUUUUAACUAUUUAUUAUUCUAUAUUUACAAUUUAUAAUUUUAGCACUUUUGUGCGUUUCAAUCAUAUCACAAUAGCCACCAAACUGUUAAAUUAACGCUGAACUUUUUUUUUUUAAUAUUUGUAUUUUAUUUUAAAUUAAUUGUUGCACUAGCUUAAUAUUUUAGUUUGGUAUUCAUAAUAAGUUAGUUGUUUAACCGAAGACAGUAACAAGUACUCAAAAUACAAAUUACUAUACAAAAACUAAAAAAAAAAAUUUUAAUUGCCGGUUCAACAAUGAAAAAAUUUGAUUAUUUGCUUUCACUGGCAUUUUAAAAUCCGUUAGACUUUAAGUAUACAUAUAUUGUGUAUAGCAAUUUUCAGGACCGUAAAUAAUGAUUAUUGUUGCGAUUUUUAAAUAAACAAAUCAAUAACUUAGAAUCGUCAUACAAAAAAAAACAGAUUAUGUCAUAUUAAUCCUUUUGCGACGAUCUAAGCAUUUCCAUGAUGAUUGAUUAAGUUCUGUGUUUUAUGAUUUCCUUUAACGAUAAUGCUUAAUUUUAUAAUAAAUCAUAUAGAAUCAUUAUUUUUUGAGCAAAAAAACAUUUAUGAUUUUUAAUUUUUUGUUCAAAGUAAAACUCACUUUUAUAUCAAAAUGUGUCUUGUUUGUCGUUUUGUAAUUAAAGAAAGAAUCUAGUUCAGUAUUCAUUUAGUAAAUCAUCAUUAUAUAUGAUUAUUAUUUUUUUGCUCAAAACUAAUCAUUAAUUAUGUUUUUAAUUUUUUGCUCAAAACUAAUCAAUAUUUAUGAUUUAUUAUAAAAUUUAUCAAAAUUAAUCAUUAUCGGUGAAGAAAAUCGUAAAACUCAAUGUAUAGUCAUAAUUACGUGAUUUUUAAAAUAAAACCUAUAAUGAUUAUGGGCUCUGGUAAUUUUGCCAUUAAAGUUUAACAAAUUAAAGUGUAAAAAUAAUACUUUUUUUUUGAAAGAACUUUCUUAUGAAUAUGACAACUGAAAUUUGUACUUAAGUUCUUUUAUAAAAUUUGAUGAAAAUAAAAGAAGCUUUUUUAAUUUAAUUGUAUGUUAAUAUUUUUAGUUCUAAUUAAAUAAAUAAGCUUACACUUUAUAGUUACUUAGUCACAACAACACUUGCAGCAACAGUUUGCACUCAUUUAAAAAAAGUUAAAUAUUUGCAUCGUCAUUUAUUGUAAACGAAAGAAUACAAAUAAAAGCCCAACAAUAAACGUAACAAAGUA
Molecule: messenger RNA, 3997 nt
Organism: Bactrocera oleae (olive fruit fly)
Lineage: Eukaryota; Metazoa; Arthropoda; Insecta; Diptera; Tephritidae
Source: RefSeq, a predicted model, not a curated record